AUGCCGUGCAGGAUCAGCGAUAACAGCGAUAAUAGCUGUAGCAGCGUCGGAAACCGGCGGGAACACUUGAAGGCACAACUGCAGAGCCAAGUACAAGCGGCGCAGCACGGUCACAGAGGAUUGGAAUCAGCUCUCCACCUCAUGUGCGAGCGAUUGCUGGACCUAGAAGACUGCUGGCAGCAGGCACGAGAGGAGCAGAAGAAAACAGAAGAGAAGCUCUUGGAGCUGCAGCAUGAGUGCCGGGAUCGCCAGAACCACCUCUCGACGUUGAAUGACAACAUGCGGGAAGACCUGUGCCUCCUGCAAUCGCGCGUUGACACUCUAGCCGAAGCACAAGUACCCGAGGAUGACGCGGUUCCGAUCACUUCUGUCGCAGCGCCAGCCAAUGACGCCGCAGUAGGACUAGUAGCGACGCCGGCGGUGGUAGCGACAAGCGGCCACGGCAACGGCGUGGACCACGAAGAAACGAUGGCAGCGAUGCGCCAAGAGCUGCACGCUCUGAGACGGAAGGUAGAAAUCAUGGCUGCCAACGUGCUAGGAGAAUCCGAGGGCGCGAGCACGGAAACCGCCCCUGGAGAAGAAGGAGGUAGGGAGGGAGAAGGAGCGCUGCUUCAAAGCAGUAGUAAUGACGAUGAUAGUGCUGGAAAACGUGGGACUGAUGCUGAACAGGUGCCUUACGACAUCGCCGACGUCGAUGACGAGGAGAACACCACCAGUGACAGCCAGACGUAUGAUGAACGAGGGGCGUCGGGAGAUCAAGGAGGGGAACCGCAGCAGCACGGACAAGAAGAAGAAGAAGGCGAGAGUUCGAGAAUAAUACUGAAAAAACGUAGGGCGAGGAACCACUGGGCCCAAGUCCGACUUCAUCGUGCUUUCCUCGUCAAGAAGAUCAGGCGACAGAUUAUGGCGGAGAGAAAAGUCUGCAAAUCCGAGACCAUCGUCACCAGGGUGGAGCGCCUCGAACAGGCCCUGGGGGUCAACGUGUACACCACGGGAUCCGGUCGUCUGGACACCUUGGCUCGCGACGUGCGUCUUUCGCUGGCCAUGAUCGUCGAGUACCAAGUACGGGCAGCGAGCGACAAUCUUUCAGCACCGCUCUGCUUGUUCCCGGCGCGUGAGGGAGACCUGUCCAUGAUCUCCGCGGCGGCGAUUAUGCCCAAACAGCCAAGAAGUACUAGACGCCCAAGUGGCGAUGCCCAUGAUGGGAGGAGAGGCAGCCGCGAGACAAGAAGGUCCUGGUCGUCCAUUUCGAUGGGGACUUCUGACGGAGAUAGCGGUGAUAGCAGUGGCGGGGGUGACGGCGGCGGGAGCGGCAGCACAGUUUGGGGGGGCGGAGGGGGAGGAGACGUGGGUCGACUGUGGCUGGCAGAAGAUGCGGGCUACCUCUGCGUAGACCUUUUGCUCGAGAGGACGCUGGAGGAGCUCGCGGAGGGCCUAGCGUUUGCUGCCAGGUCACAGUCGCUGGCCGCCUGCCGCGGCACCACCAGCAGCGGCGGCGGCAUUACCGGCGGAGGGGGGAGUACCACGAGCGCCCGCGCGUCGGCAUCGCGAGCUGCGGUGGACUUGGCAGCUUCCACUGCUGCCGCAGCCGCCGCCGCCUCGACGACAAGCAAAUCGUCUUCGGUGCCCACGGAACAAGAUGGGCACCAACAAGAAGAGAGCAAACGAGGAAGCGCAACGACCCUGAAGAAGGAAAUCGGGCGGAUGCAGGACCGCUGCGCUAGGCUAGGUGCUCUGGUCGCACGGUUAGGAGUGGCGCAACAACAGCAGCUGGAUAAACGAGGCAAGGAAGAUCGAGCAGAAGCAUGGGUGCAGGAUGGAACCAGACGAAGGCCAAGCGUGGUGUUUGCUGCAGAAGAGCAAUCAGAGGAGCGAGGUGACGUUAACCGUGACGCACAACGGCCGACCCCAGAGGCUGCAGCGGGGGCAAUCGCGAGCGAGGUCCUACGUCUCUCCUGCGCGCUGGCGGGAGACCUGCAGUACCUCCUUUCCCGUCCGGCGUACUGCCGCGUCCUCGAUGCGUUUGCCUUCACCCCCGGGCGCAAGUGCCUGUGCGGGAGAGAAUUCGACACCGCCGGUACCGCUGCUCCUAUCCCGGUCGUGCCCACCGCCGCGCCCGCCUCCGCCGGAGGCAAAAACGGCGACACACACGUCGGCAGGGGAAGUGGUGGUGACAAUGGUAGGGACAGAGACCAGAGAUUUGAGCCAAGACAGCAACCUCAAUGGCAACAACAAGGCCAGGCGCAAGCCAAUGACAGGGGCGCCGCGGAGGAACAUACGCACAGUGGUGCUGCCGGCGGUGAAAGUGACGCAGGGACGGGGGACCGGGCUGGAAAAGGGCAGCACCAAAGACCACCACCGAUGUUGAGGCAUAUGCCAACGUUCAUGUCCGUGCCACUGACGGCACAAUACGGGGGGGUACGUCCAUCGGGCGAAGGGUUUUUCGUAGUAGCAGGGGAAGGAGCUUGGGAAAAGGCGUCAGGAUUCCGGUGCUUCGUCCUUUCCCUGGGCCACCUGUCGUCGUUUCUAGCGUCGGCGAGAUCCCGCGCGGCUCACCGGGCGGUAUCUUCGCUGACGAAGGAGCUGAAGCGGGACGUGCUAGCGGCCGAGCUGGCGGCGAGGGAGUCGGUCGCGGCGGCGGCGGCGGCGCGCGCGGGAGCAAGGGAGGCCUCGGCGGAGGCGCUCGACGCCACCGCCAGGGCGGCGGCGGCCGCCGCCUCGGCUCGCAACGAGGGCAGCUUGCUGCUCGUGGAGUUCCACGAGCAGCUUGCGAAGGCAAUGCGGGCAGAGAGGGACAGGCUGGAGCGGGACAACUACGAGCGCGCCAGGGCGGAGAGAGAGCGCGUGGGCCAGCUCUUGGAGACACAGGCAAGGAAAACCACAGCCUCGUGUGCAUCCUUGGGACAUCUGAAGUCCCUCCUUGACGGCAAGGCCGGGCAGGAGGACCUGGCUUCCAUCACGAGGGCCAUGGGCGACGUCGAGGAGACUCUCACCGUAGUUCGACAGUCCAUUCCCGGCGAAAAAGCCCUACAAGAACUCCAGGAGGCGUUGGCCCGGAAAGCCGACAAAGCCUAUACCAAGCGAAAGAUGGCGCUGCUGGUGUCGAGGGUAUCCGCUCUUCUCCAGGAGGAGUCUGAUGAGCCGUCGAUGGCCAAGAAGUGUCUCAGCUGCGACCGCGCCUUCAACAAGCUCAGUUUCAAGGAGCUGGAGCUGGCGCAGCAGGAGCACCCGGAGGUCGUGGCCUCGAAGGAGAAGGGCAUCCGACAGGGGACGGGCCGAGAGAGAUGGUGGCGGAUAGAAGCGGAUCUCGGUCUCCCGGUAGUCGGCGUGAGCAGACCAACAAGCGCCCCGGGUCGGCCCCCUCCGCUAGCGGCACCGCAGCGCCUGGUGGGUGGUGGCGGGACCAACGUGGUAGCCGCCGGCUUUCGGCCGGGCAGUGGAGGGGCGCGCUCGAGGACGGCGCGGGGAGUGGGCGCUCACGCCAACAGCAGCAGCCGUCUACUCCCACCGGCGACGGGUGGUCCCCAACCGACGACUCGGCAGUCUCCGUUAUUCCCUCCGGUGGCGCUGAGUGCAACGUACGGCCUGCUCUCAGACGGUGCUCGAAAGGCCGUGGAGUCCGAGGCCUGCCGUGCGGAGAGGGUGUCCGCUCACGAGCCCAGCCCGGCCCCGGAUCACAUCCGGUACGGUGGCAUGACCCAAGCCCCGCUCGUUCGGCAGCUUUUUUCUGGCCUGGGGGGCGGGGUCCGAGGGGUCGGCGGUUUGGACACCCCCACUAGCGUCGAUGGAGCCCAUGCGCGCGGGGUAGUGGGCAACAGGAUUUGCAAAGGAAGGACAAAAGGACGAGGGGGAGAGGAAGGGAGAGGAAGGACGGGGGCGGGGCGAGGAACAGGAGGAGAGCACUUGCGUGCCAGCGGUGAAGGUGGCGGUGGUGCGGCGGCGGCGGCGGCGGCGGCGGCGGCGGCAGCAGCGGCCGAUGAGCGAACACCUGCCGCGGGCGCGGGAGACAACCACGAAGGCUUCGCAUCCACGUUGGAGCACCAUAGGCGAAACGUCAUCGCGGUUACCGUGCCUCCUGUCCAAGCAGUGGGCGCCGCUGGGUUUGUUCCGGAGACACUCAUAAGAGGGAGCGGCGGUAGCGGCGGUGAUCGUAACAGUAGCAAGCGCGGCUCGAAGCCUUACGGAGCUUAG
Messenger RNA from Ectocarpus sp. CCAP 1310/34, 4191 nucleotides. NCBI's taxonomy places the organism in Eukaryota, Phaeophyceae, Ectocarpales, Ectocarpaceae. The record is from the annotation of a GenBank genome assembly.